Messenger RNA from Chanos chanos (milkfish), 6054 nucleotides. It is a transcript of the gene dennd4c, whose product is annotated as DENN/MADD domain containing 4C. The record is from RefSeq and is a predicted model, not a curated record. Gene Ontology annotation, molecular function: protein binding. Gene Ontology annotation, biological process: regulation of Rab protein signal transduction. Gene Ontology annotation, cellular component: ESCRT I complex; cytoplasmic vesicle. NCBI's taxonomy places the organism in Eukaryota, Metazoa, Chordata, Actinopteri, Gonorynchiformes, Chanidae.
UCGAUAAGUGUAACGCGAUCAAGUUGGGGGGAAAGUAUUCGGGGGGAAAUACGGAGUGCACUGAUUCUGUGUGUAUACUGGAGUGUUUUUUUCUUCCUCACAAAUAUAACGAAGGCGGAGUAACGAGGAGGUGAAAGCUACAAGUUGCCUACAUGUCAACGUUCUCUCCCUGCGUGGUGUAAACAGCUGGCCCGCCCAGCCAUGAUUGAGGACAAAGGUCACCGUGUGACAGACUACUUCGUGGUGGCCGGACUGACGGACAAGUCCACGCCGCUUGAGCAGGACCUGUCCGAGACCAAGUCCAGCGGGCCAAAAGCCCCCAUCACUGACCUGGCCGUCAUCAACAAGUCUGCGGGGGAGACGGUGCCUGAGGGCUUCACCUGCAUCGAGACAACGUACAGCGGCCAGCCUGCCAACCUCAACCACGGCAGCCUCAAAAGCCCAGAGCUCUUCCUAUGCUACAAAAGAGGCCGGGAAAAGCCCCCACUCAUCGACAUCGGAGUGCUUUAUGAGGGGAAAGAAAGGCUCAUCCAGGGUUGCGAAGUCAUCCAGGCCACACCUUUCGGUCGAUGCGCCAAUGUCAACAACAGCUCGGCCACGUCGCAGCGCAUCUUCAUCACGUUCCGCCGCGCACCGCCCAUCCAGCCCCAGAACUCGCUCGCCGUCACCGACAUCUGCGUCAUCAUCACCAGUAAAGGCGAAAUACCCCCCCAUACCUUCUGUAAGGUGGACAAGAACCUCAACUGUGGCAUGUGGGGAUCUAGUGUGUUCCUGUGCUAUAAGAAGUCAGUGUCUGCCUCCAACUCCAUUGCAUACAAAGCUGGUCUCAUUUUCCGCUACCCAGCGGAAGACUAUGAAUCCUUCCCACUCUCUGAGUCUGUGCCCCUCUUCUGCCUGCCAAUGGGGGCUAAGAUUGAGUCCUGGGCACCCAAUACACGCUACCCCCUGCCAGUGUUCUCCACCUUUGUCCUUACAAGCUCUUCUGGGGAAAAGGUUUACGGCGCAGCCAUCCAGUUCUACGAGCGUCACCCUGUGGAGAACCUGAGUGAGAAACAGAAGAUUCAGUUGGGCCUGCUGACGGCUGUGGAGAAGAAGCCCAUCACUGACAGGCUUGUCAACACCAACAAGUGCAUCUGCCUUCUCUCACACUGGCCCUUCUUCGAAUCUUUCCGGAAGUUUCUCAUGUUCCUCUACAAACUGUCGGUCUCCGGUCCGCACCCACUGCCCAUUGAGAAGCACAUUUCUCACUUCAUGCACAAUGUGUCCUUCCCUUCCCCUCAGAGGCCCAGAAUACUGGUCCAGCUCUCAGCGCAUGACACCUUAACCCUCUCUCAGCCUGUUUCAACACCUUUACCACUAAGUGGGGCAGAUUACAGCACGCUGCUGAUGAAUCUCGGCUCGGAAAACUGCGCCUCGCUGCUGCACUUUGUCCUGCUGGAGAGCAAGAUCCUGCUUCACUCCCUCAGACCAGCCGUGCUCACAGGAGUGGCUGAGGCAGUGGUGGCGAUGAUCUUUCCUUUCCAGUGGCAGUGCCCCUACAUCCCCCUGUGCCCCCUCUCUCUCGCUGGGGUCCUGAAUGCACCUUGUCCUUUCAUCGUUGGCGUGGACUCCAGAUACUUUGACCUCUAUGACCCCCCACCUGAUGUGGUGUGCGUGGACCUGGACACCAACACUAUCUAUCUGUCUGACGAGAAGAGACAUUCUAACUGGAAGAAUAUUCCAAAGAAGCCCUGUAAAAGUCUUAUCAAUUCCCUGAGCAACCUGCACAACCAGCUCGCCGCUGUACGGCGGACUCCCACGGAGGGCUCAGCGAUAGAUAUGACGCCCAUCGAAGCUGACUUCACCUGGCAGAAAAAGAGGACAGGCCUGGAGAUGGAGAUCCAAGAAGCUUUCCUGCGCUUCAUGGCCUCCAUCCUCAAAGGCUAUCGAACCUACCUCAAACCCAUCACCCAGGCUCCGUCUGAGAAAGCCACUGCAGCUGACUCCCUUUACGACCUGCAAGGGUUUUUGAAGAGUAGGGACCGCGCCCAUCAGAAGUUCUACUCCCAACUGACCAAGACCCAGAUUUUCAUCCGCUUCAUAGAGGAAUGCACCUUUGUCAGUGAUAAAGACACAGGCUUGGCUUUCUUUGACUACUGCAUUGAAAAACUUUUCCCUUCUGAUAAAGGAACAGACAAAGGCUCAAAGGUGGAAGGGGAGUCAUACGAGGACACGCGGCUGUUGGAGCUUGAUGAGUCCCAGAAGAGCGAACACACCGUGUUUGUCAUGCCCCCAGAGCCCCCGCCCGAGGACGGCUCAGAACCUCCUCCUAAAUACAGUUAUAACAACUUUCCUCGGUUGCAGCUGGAUCUAUUUGAUCGUCCUGUUGAGUUAAGGCCAGCACUGAGUACCAGAGCAGCAGGCGCCAGUUUGUCAAGCAGCCCAGCCCUCCUUGCAAAAAGAACCAAACAGGAAAUCAAGCUGGCGUACAAAAUGGCAAAGCGUUUCUACUCCAACCCUCCACUGUGGGCCAAGUGUCUGUUCAGUCACUGCUACAGCCUGUGGUUCAUCUGUUUGCCCGCUGGCAUGCGCGCGGCUCAUUCCAAACCCCGCGCCAUGCAGCAGGCCUACGACGUCCUCCUCAAGAUGAGGAGCACUGAAGUGGAGGUUCUGGAUGAGGUGUGUUACCGUGUGGUGAUGCAGUUAUGCGGACAGUGGGGGAUGCCUGUAAUGGCUGUUCGUGUGCUUAUGGAAAUGAAGAAGGCUAAAAUACAUCCUAACGCCAUCACAUAUGGAUACUAUAAUAAGGCCGUUUUGGAGAGUCCUUGGCCCAGCCGGAACCGUAGUGGUCACUUCAUGUGGACCAAAGUGCGCAAUGUGGUGCGUGGUGUGGCCCAGUUUAAACAGGCACUCCGUGGGAACGCACACUCGAAAGAACCACCCCUGAUCAACACCGGUGAAGCAGAUGGAGACAGAUUUAGCCACGGAAGCGCUGACAGCGAGGCCAACGGUGACGAACACACGGUGUUUUCCCGCCACCUCAUCGUAGGAGACCCCAGUGAGAGUCAGUGCAGCACAGGUGGCCAGUCUGAUCAGGGCUAUGGGUCUAAAGAUGAACUCCAUCAGGACUCCUCUGACCUGGCUAAUGUCCCCGCCUCGCCUCUCCCCACUGCUGACCACAGCAGUAAGAGUAAAGCAGCUGAGGACCAGCAUAAUGGCGAAGAUGCUGCUGGCUCUGUAGACAGUGCCGUUGCCAUAACUGACCCCCCUAGUCCAGUUGACCCAGCCCCACCACCUGCCAGUAUAGUCAAAUUAUCCACAGGCAGUUUUGAUGGAACAAAAGGGAUCGGAGAGACUGGUGGUGGUGCAAGUAAGCUCUUCAUCCCACGCAGUAAGAGUGAAGACGUGGUCCUUCCUGUGGAGGGUGGCUCUGGAAAGCUCGAUGCUGUUUCUCAAACAACCCAGCAGCAACGGAUCAAAGCCUUUGCUGAACGCAGUUGUAGUUUUAGCACGGAGAGCCGAGCCGGCAUGCUUGGAAAGAAGGGCAGUCUGGAGCUCAGCGUGGACCACAUGGGUGCCGACGCCAGGAUCCUCGCUGCAGCCUUCUCUGGAGGCAAGACUCCUCCCCCUAUCCUAGCAACAGGCUCUGCUUUCAAAGAACUGGAGGCUGAGACUGAAACUAAGCAUUCCCUUGUGAACAAGGGCAGUGAAGAGGAAGGGGUGGGAGAAAAGGAGGUAGCCGCACCAGAGAAAGAGGAGGAGCAAGGGCAAAAAGAGGAGCAAGGUGAAAGACUCUCGAAGGAGGACGUUACUCCUCAGGGAAGUGUUGGAGUUGGGAGGAGUUGCAGUAGCGGUUCUUCCUCCUCUAAAGUGGUGGAGAGGGAAGAUGUGGAGGUGGGUGCCGACCCUCUUUCCCUGUUAGCCUCUGAGAGCGAAGACGCUGCAUCCAUCCAGAGCCAGGAGUCGGCACGUAACGUCCCACCAGUCGUGUCAAGGAACCUCGCAGACGAGAUUGAGAUGUACAUGAAUCUAAAGAACCCGCUGGGAAUCAAGGCCUCCAGCAUGGAGCUCCAUCAGGGGACCAAUCAAGACUCGGAGUCCCAACAAGGGGACUCCACGGAUUCCCCUGCCACCAUACAGUCUGUCGAAAGGAGAUCUAGCCUCCCUGUUGGUCACUCGAAAAUGCCAGGCCCACGGGACACGCCCAAACGCAGCCCUGCCGUCACACGCUCAAAAACCUUCGCUGCCAAGUCCCCGAAGACGCCUGGUUCAACGCCAACCUCAACAUCACUGACCGCCCUGGUCAGGUCGUCACAGAGCGGAUCACUGGGAUCAGUGAUCAACUCCAUCUCCGGCAUCAAAAUGGAUGCCCUGCUCUCGGGGCCUAAGAUAGACAUGCUGAAGUCGGGUAUGAAGCAGGCUGCUAAUGUGGCCAGUAAGGUGUUGGGAGCAGUUGCCUCAGCCUACUCCUACUCUGACGACGAAGAGGACACGGCUCAGCCAAGAGAUGCUUUCCCAGCCCGUCUGGAGGACCAUCUUUUUUCUGACGACGGAGAAGUGGAGAACUCCGUUCCACGAGGUCUCAUGCCCAGUCUGGCCUCCAACGGCCUCACCCACAGCACGACUAGCCUGGGUAGCAGCAGCGGCAGCAGUGACACGGGCAAAGUGCAGCACCCGUCAUCAAUGCCUGCAAGCAAGUCAAUGAGGAGUGGGGACUCUGAGAGGUCUGAGCAGAGCUCCUCACAUCACGCCAGCACCUCCAGUAUAAACCAGAACUGUGCACUAGAGGUGCUGAUGUCCAGUUGCUCUCAGUGUCGAUCAUGUGAAGUUUUGGUGUAUGAUGAGGAGAUCAUGGCUGGUUGGACAGCCGACGACUCAAACCUCAACACCACCUGUCCCUUCUGCCGAAACUCCUUCCUACCCCUGCUCCAAGUGGAGUUCAAUGACCUACGCUCCACAUCCGGCUUCUACCUGAAAGGCAGCACGUCAGGAGACAGCAUCCACAGCACCAGUACCCAGCCCACUCCGUCCAUUUCCUCAGAGCACAAAGAAGGCAGCCCCAGUGACCCGCCCGAUCUCAUCAGCUUUGCAGAGUCCUCUGAAGACACAGAAGAGUUGAGAGUGUCCCCCACCGAUCAGGCCGAAACGCAGAAAACCCUUGUACCAACUCCUGUACAUUCGGACCCCCUGGGCCUAAUGGAGAGGCAAGCAGAAAAGCGCGGCACCUCUCUGACUCGCAGCAACAGUGUGGGAGGACCCCUGCAGAGCCUGGACUCCACACAGCGUCCCAAUCACGGCGUCUCCACCACCAGCCUGCCCAGCAGUCUGCAGGAGGUGGCAGAAACCUUGGGGCAGAAGAGGCAGAACCCAAAGCCGGUGUCUGUGCCUUAUCUAAGCCCACUGGUUCUGCGUAAAGAAUUGGAAUCAUUACUGGAGAAUGAAGGGGACCAGGUGAUCUACACUCAUAAGUUCCUCAGUCAGCACCCCAUAAUCUUCUGGAACCUUGUGUGGUAUUUCCGUCGCCUGGAUCUUCCCAGCGUCCUCCCUGGCCUCAUCCUCACAUCUGAACACUGCAACAAUGGAGUGCAGCUCCCACAGACGUCACUGUCUCAGGACAGUAAACAGGUUUAUGUCCAGCUGCUUUGGGACAACAUCAACUUGCACCAGGAACCCAAUGAGCCCCUCUAUCAGCUCUGGAGAACCUUCUGGCAGAAGAAGGGCUCUCUUGCCCCCACAGACCACCAGGAGACGCGGACCCUGCUCAACAGUAUUGUACGCAGCAUCCAAACCAAUGAUGUCUACAGCCCCAUCACCCUGCUUCUCAGAGAGAUCAAGAGGCGCCCUGAUGUGAAACGGCAGAGGAGUAUCUACAGAGAGAUUUUAUUCCUUUCACUAGUUGCCUUGGGGAAGGAGAACAUUGAUGUGGAGGCCUUCGAUCGUGAAUACAAAGUCGCCUACGAUAACCUGAGCCCUGAGCAACUCAAAGCUCUUUCCUCCAUCGACAGACCACCGAGCAAAAGCGUGCAGUGGUGCCUCAAGUGUUUUGGAGCUCCGGUCAUCUGACGUGGCGCCCCC